UAGACAUGCAAAGAGCAACGAGGUUACGUUACAGUUCAGCUAGAGUACCUUCAGCAAAUUGACUUCCUCUUAGUUAGACUAAAAUUUCUGUCACUUUUGCUUUCACCGAGCUAAACUACGAACAUUUACGCUUGCUAUCACAGGUAUUACAUUUUCAUGUUCUAUUCAGAGUUUUAAUGUCGUAGAAGUAAUGUUCUUUGAUGUCGCAGCCAACUAAAUCCAAGAAGUUGCCUUUACCUCCGGGAUGGAUAGCUUAUCCGUCUAGGAGUCAUCCCGGUAGAGUGUACUUUUAUCACAGUGAAACUCGCCAAUCAAUUUGGCAGGACCGUAUCACCGAAGUCUUUGACUUAAGUAACUCAGAUGAAAAUGCUGGCUUAAUCCCUGAUGAACCACAGCUGCAAAAAGCUCUUGAGACAUUGUCCAACUCACCCACUCCACUUAAGGGGAAAUCAAUUCUUGAUGAAGCUAUUGUCAGACCUUCAAGUCCAGUAGACUCAGCAGAUCAAGCAAGAGAAUUUGGAAGAAGCAAGCUUCCAAAUAGCAGCGAACUUCGAUCAUUAUCAGAUCAUCUUGUCAGCUUAUCAAGGGAUAGCUUUAACUCCGACAGUGACUCCCAAAAAUCUCUCUCGUCCUGGGAUAAAGUUAAAAGCAACUGUAGCUCAAGUAAGUCACCAGAUUCAAUGCCUUUCAAUGAGCAAUCUGCAAAAAAUUGUAUUGACUCUAACAGCAAUCAAUCAGCCUUACAAGUAGAUUCAUACUCAGGCUACCAGUCACAUAUCUGCAGUUCUACACCUGUGACCGAAAACUUAUCUGGUGCCACUUUAGGUUCUUUGUCUCAACAGAAUAAUCGAAAAUCCUGCUCCAACUCUCUCAAUCGUUUUUUUAGCAGUCACUCUAGAAGUUCAAGUCCUAUCAUAGACUCUCAUGACGUAAGCAGCAUAGGAAAACUACAAAAUUGCAAUCCAUCGCCACAAUCAGAUCACUCGAGCAAUUCAAGUGGGUCAAAGAAGAACGAAAUUUGGAAAAGGAUGGAUUCUAACGCUAAUUUCUCAUGCAAAAAAUCAUCUGUAAAUGAUCGCCUACAGAAAGCAAGGUUCUCAGUUAGAAAUAUCACUGAAAAACCGCUUGCACCUCAUAAGAGGAAUGAAGCCUCAAAUAGAGUUCAAGGUGGAUUUAAUGAACAGAAGCUUAUAAAUAAUAGUUGGUCACAUGAACACUAUAACAGACACACACCGUACGAAAGUGAAAGUUCUUUUCUUCCAUCCGAAGAGCUUAAUUUGAACAAUACUUGGCUAUGCCCUCCCAAUGCUGUUGCACCAUCCAGAUCUUUCAACUGUUCCGCUCAACCACAAGAGAGAAAUGUAUGGGACAGUGAUGAGCAGUACCUAUCACAUUCCAGAAGUGAUGCUGUUCUCAGACCUUCCAAUCGUUUCUCACACUGUUCUCAGAAUCCAGGUCCAAGCAGUGCUAGAUCCAUCUUCAAUGAGUUUAUUAUGGGCAAAGACAAGGCUCAGGCACCUCCAUCAAGGCAUAAUUUCAACAAUAAAAGAAAGAAUGAUGAAUACUUUCAACCCUACUCUGACUCAAGGAACACGGCUCUUCCACCUCUCCCAAAGCACGAUUUCAACAAUCAUAGAAAUAGUGAUCCACUUUUUCUACCCCACCCUAAAUCUAGAAAUAUGGAUCAAUUUCCUCUACCGAGGCAUAAUUUCAGCAAUCAAAGGAAUAGUGAUCUUUAUUUUGCUCCCACCCACGUGUCAAGAAAUGUGGACCAACAUCCUCCCCGAAAGCAUAAUUUCAACAAUCAAAGAAGUAGUAAGCCUCAUCAUCGGAGAAAUAGUGAUCCAUAUUUUCAACCCCACCUUAACUCAAGAGAUAUGGAUCAACUUCCUCCACCGAGGCAUAAUUCCAGCAAUCAAAGAAAUUGUCGCCCACAAGCUCAAAGUCAAAAGAACUACCCAUCAAAGAGACCUCCCCGCUUGGAUCCUCUUGCCCAGGCUUCCAAUCGUGCUUCUACUUUUCGAGAGAAUUCUGUGCAAAAUCGUUUGCUCAAAGCGCAGAAGGAAGUUUUAAGCAGAGGCAACCCAGUCAGACCACCUGUAUCAAUGGAACCCAUAAUGCACCAAAAUAAUCCUACAAGGGACGAAAGCUUCUGCCAAAAUUCCAAAUUUCUUGAUGUUUUUGACAGAAUCACCGCAAACUCUGCUAAAAUACUAUCCCCUCAUAAAAUGCUUUCCAAAUUUUCCCAAGAACGACCUGAUGUAGUUAAAUGGCCAAAGAACUUUACAGACAAAGCCCCAUCAUCAGACCAGAAUAAGAACAAAUACAGACACAGCCAGAAACGGAAGCUGGAUUUAUCUGAAGAUAAGUCUGAAAUGAAAAAAACCGAGACAAGAAUUUCUCUUAAAAGGAAAUCAACAUCUAUGAAAGUCUGUGGAGAGUCUAUGUCAGAAAGAUCAAACCAACUAAACGCUGCAUUAGAAAAGUUUAAAGCUCCUUUGUCAAGCUCUAAUCAGAAAUCUACUUCUGAAUGCUCUGAUUCCUCCAGUAGGCUUACAUGUUUCUCUACAGAUACUCAAAAGAAAACCCCUCCUCAAAGCGACAAAGUUCUUGCUAUGGAGUCACCUUGCACUUUCAUCAGAAGGAGAACCUCUGUUGAAGGAGAAUUUCCAGAAUUCCUGUGUGAAGCACAGUCAUUCAAAAAUCCUGAACACGCAUUAGAACAAGAAACUGAUGAAGUCUCUUCGGGAGAGCCCAAAAAUAUAUUAAAACAAAAAACAGCGGACAAACAAAACCUGCUUGCUAGCAAGCGGGUUCAAUUUAGGGAGGAAUUGGAGGAAACUAUUGAUCUGGAGGAAGAAGACUACAUAUGUGCUGAGGAUCAACAGAUGAUGGACUUAGACUUGUAUGACUGUGCGAAAGAUAAUCCAGAGCCACCAAAGAAAAGCACCAUUUCCAAGUCCCAAGGUUCUUCUGUGCAACAACGAUUAGAGAACGCCCGGAAAAUUGAGAGGACUACAAUCAACGUCCAGCAGAGUCAGUCCUUAGAGACUGCACUGUCCCACAAAGUUGAACCAAAUUUGCAAAUCAGUCAUACAAAAAAUGAAGAAGAACCAAUGGACUGGGAAGAUAUACCUUUGCCCGAAAUUAUGACGCAGGUUGAACAAACUAGGUACUUCAUGAGUAUGUGCCAGCAAAAAACAACAGCAAAUUGGCUACCGGAACAAAGUUCAAUUACUUUUCCUCCCAAGGCUGAAUUUUGUAUUGUCAUCGAUACAAAUAUCUUUUUAUCCAAAAUUUCUUUUGUUGUACGCAUAAGGGACACUUAUUUCAAAGGCCUUGGUCUUCCUACCAUAGUGGUUCCGUGGCAAGUGGUGCAAGAAAUUGAUUCUUUGAAAGAUCGCGGUAGUACCAAUAUCAAAAAGAAAGCCAACAUUGCAAAGAAUUUUCUCUUCGAAAAUUUAUCGAAUAAAAAUCCAAGAGUGCGCGGUCAAACCAUGCAGGAGCAUGAUGAAUGUCAAGGAGAAGACUACGUAGCCCCAGAUGACAUGAUUUUAAAAUGCGCUAUCAAACUGAUCAAAAGUGGAAAAAGUGUGGAACUUUUAACGGACGAUAAGAAUUUAGUCUCAAAGGCGAAGAUCAAUAAUAUAUGUGCCUAUACCAGGGAACAAAUGGAACAAAGACUAAAUGAAGAGAAGGCGAAUCAAGCAUGUUCCAACUUAGAACCUACUUCACCGGCUGAUACUAAACUUGACAUUUUAACUUGUGCUCUAAAAACUGAUUUAAUGGAAUACUUUAGCGUGGUAAUUAAGAAGGGUAUGUCUGAAUGUUUUGGUGAGAAGAAUUGGGCAAAACAUUGCUGCAUCAAGCCUCCGUGGACUGCCAUUUCAGACUGCCUAACAGUAUUAGAAAAACACGGUCUCUCGAUUUGUUGUAAACAAAUUCCAAAAACGCAUUUUACGAAAGCUGUGAAAGAAGUUCAAAUGUUUUUUGUUUCUCAAGAAAAAGGAUCGAAAGUUACCAUUCCUACUUUAAUGCUUUCAAUUAAAGCCAUUGACGUAGUUAUACGCUUCCUAGGUGCUGAAAAUGCUUUCAAAGAUGAUUCUCAAGUCAUGCUAAAGAAGAUAGAAGAAUUAAGGAAACAGUUGUCUGAAAUGGGCCUUGGCACUAAGGUGAACUGUAAUUCAAAGCCGGAUUCAUCUCAUUCAAGUGCUGAAGUAGAGGUCGUUUUUCAUAAUGUCAUCCAUCCAAUUGCGGACCAACAAACGACUGUUCAACCACCUGAUUCCCAAUCAUUGGUUCGUGUCUCUGUUUCUGUCAGCAGUGCUCUAGACAGAUCUUACAUUUAUUGUAAGAAUAUGUGUGCCACCAUGUGUUGUGUAUUUCAUAUUCCGAAUGAUCUAACAGAUGUAGAGAUAGUUGAUAAAAAACUGUCUAAACUGAAAGAUGAACAUACUAAGCUAAAAGCUUUCAUAAGGGAUCUCAUUUGCUCCUUCGGAAGUCUGGAGGAAGCAAAAGCUAGUGCAGAGCUCUUGUCUCCGGAAUCAGAUUACAUUGACGAAAUAAAUGAGAUUUUGACAAAGUUUCUUAAUGUUUACCUCAAUGUAUCACCGCCAAUUGAAAUUCCCAAAGUUGAUACAUUUCAGUUCUUAACAGAUCCUCAGUAUGCGUCUGUGAGAGAAAGAGGUUUCUUACAACUCCAGGAACUUCAAAAACUCCUUGUGAAAUGUUCUUCGAAGUUCAAAGAGCUGAAUGUUGUUUAGUUACCUUUGUUAUUUUUUUUUUCUUUUUUGGCUUCUAGUGUCUUACAUUUUUGUAUUUUUCUUCCUGAUAAGUGUACUUUUUUUAAUUAGUCUGUUUUUGUUUUUUUUUUUUUUUCAAUUUUAUACUUUUGACAAAUAGUAUAUUUUUGUAUGUUAAAUUUAGGGUUGAUUUUUCUUUUUCUUGAUUUGAAGUAAAAUGUGCUGUGAUACUUGGGGAGAAUGUACGCUAAGUAACCUUUUUGUUCUUCAAAGCUUCAAUGAAAUGAAAUCUUUUAGGGUCAAUCUGUGUCAAUUAUCCAGCAAAAUUUGCUGAUGAAACCCAAAACCCUCUCAAAACUCAGAUGCGGACAUGAACAGGCCUCAGGUAAAAUGCUGAACUCCUCUCACUGAGACCCUCCCCCCCUAAAUGUGCCCAUAAAGUUUCUCUCAUGAUUCUACUUUCGAAUUGUUUAACUUAAUAUUUUCAAAAUUAGAAGGAAAGAAAGUUUCAGACUAUUUUCUCAACGGUUUUAGCUGUAUGUAUGUCUCAGAAUGUAAGAUGGCAUGAGACUUUCUUUAUAAUGGUGUCAGGAAGAAAAAUAAUCCGUGAAGUAAAAGAAUGUAGGGACUGGUUGAGUAUUUGGAUUCAAGUAGUUCAUAUUUGUGUUACCUAGUAGGUCUCAUGAUUCUUUAUGAGGUUGACUUAGUUAAUUAGUGAUGAACAACUUAAACAAGCUUGCUCGUGUUUAUUAAACUCAGGAAAAUUUUAUGUUGUGAAUUUGUAUAUGAUGUUAGCUCGAUUUUUCUGAUUGAAAUGAGAAGUUUUUGUCUUUUUUGAGCCAUUCGAGCUGGGAAAAAUUUUAAACCGUACUGUUACCUCACAUACCAAACUAAAUAAGGCAACUCACCGAUGAAGUUGAAAAAUGACACAUUCAUCUGUCACGGAAUGGUGAUGAUUGAGGUUUGUAGAUCAGCAUAUAGCUAUAGAUCUAUGAAGGUUUGCAGAGUUUUUUCAUCUAAUACACACGAAGAUAUUGCCUUUUGGAAAACAAUGUGUGUCAUGUCAUUCAUUGUAUCAGUGCAAGAUAAAAGUAGAGUUGACUCCAAAUAAAUUUACCCUUUUUAAAUACUGUGACAGAAGAUCCGCCUUCUUAAUUCUUGUUUAUACUUUCAAUGCUAAACAGAAAGCUGGUGAUCUUCUGUCCCUCUCUAAAAUGUGUCAACUUAUCUAUAUAUCUGUGAACUUUAGCUCAAUCUAUGUCUCUCAAAUGAGUGAUGCAUAAAAUUUGCAUUAGUUGUCCCACGUGCACCAUCAAUAAAACGGAAGUGGAACCACCAACCAUUUUUACUAAUGAGUUACCCUUGAUCCAUUGUAUUUUUUGAUGGGUUACUUUUCAAAUGUUUAACGUAGAAUGAAGGAGCUUGACAUUUAAACAAAUUGUAUUUGUUCUUGUUUAUUACCAUCUAUUAUUACCAAAUACAUACCACCAAGUUCUGGUUGGAACCAUCUUUCCAAUGUGUAUUAGUCAAGAAGAAUCUGAUAUAAAUGUUCAGGAAGAAGUAGAUAGCAGAACUAGAAAUGCAUAUAUUGGUUUACGAGAUUCCUGUCUCAUUUUACUUCUUUGAAGGAAACUCAAUCAUUGUAGUUUGAUGAAAUUUUUUGUGGUUUUUUCUUGCUGUUUGCGGAGUUCUCUCUGAAAAUUUCAUCAAAAAUCGUAAAAAUUUUCUCUUGCACAAAUAAAACACAAGAGGUCUUUGAAACACCACAAUCAUAUUAUGUGUUUUACUAGUUUUACCAUUGGUAUGUUUAUCAUAUGUGAUGCAUCUGAGGAAAUGGGGACUUAAGAUGAGUCGCUAAAUCCAGGACAGCAACAAACUGUAGUUUCGGUAAAAAUCACUGAUUUUUCAGUUUUUAAUAUUUCUGCAUAUUUAAGAACAUUAAGUUAAAAUUUAGACAUAAUUUGCAUUUUUAACCAUGUCCUAAGCGUUUUAAGUGAACGGGAUCAGACACAGGCAGCAGCGCGAGGACUCUAUCUCUUCUCGGAUGAGCGACUGUUACCGCGUGCUUGCACGAUAGCAAGUAUACCAGAAUUCACUAUAUAGUAUUGAGGUCUUUACAUACGCAGGAAUUCAAUUUGAAUGUUGAAGAGGCCACAUUCUCAGAGUCAAAUUGUUUCAAAUUCAAAACUGCGUUUUUUUCCCAAAUCACAUUUCUUCGCUCUCAAACUUAGAAACGCUCUAGAAAAUUCAAUUUUUGGAAUUUCUUCUGCUUUUUGUGGCGAAUGAUUCAGAAUUAACCCUUUUUUUGUGAAAAUAAAGUUAUCUCAUUUUUUAUUUUUUUCACCCUUAAGUCCUUUUUUCUGCAGUUGCAUCAUAGGUACAUGGUAUUAUGCCCAGGCAAUUGCGAAAUUCAGUAACAUCACCUUGAAAGGUAGAAUCAAAGUCGAUGAAGGUUCAAAGCUAAUAUUUGAAAUGAGGUUAAAAAUCACAAGAAGUGAGCCUUCAAAAUUCAAAAGAAUAAUAGUUAUUGCACAUGGUUUCUGAUUAAGUUUUUUCAAGAACAUGAUUUUGUGGGUCACGAGAGAGGGGAAUUGAAAAUAGUAAAAAAAAAUGUCUAUCCUUAAUAUUAUGAAAAGCGGUCUUGGCAAAAAUUAAGUGUUUCAUAUCAUUGUAUCGUCACCAAAUUAUUCAUUAAAUAUGUUAGUCAACUCCCGAACCAAAGCGGGUUGCUGAAUCCACAGUUCAGGUUUUUUUUUUUUUUUUUUUUUUUUUUUUUUUUUUUUUUUAUAUCAACUUUGUGUUAUGCUUGUCUCAAUGUUAUAUACCUAUUAGCCAUAUCUCAUUAUCCUAGUCAGUUGUCAGUGAAUUUGCAUUUAUUAGAAAAAGUUUUUUUAGUUCAAAGCUAGCAAUAAUUCAGACUGAUUUAAGCUAUGUUUCCCAGAUCUCAAUAUCUGAAUUCUAGGAGUGUUCCCUUGAUGACGCAACUUUAUCAUUUUAUGCACGUACUGUCCUGAAGUUUCUUGCAAGCCUUGUGUGCUCCCUGUUUUAGUUUGGUUGUCUAAAAAAAUGAAACAUGAGAGAUAGUUGGACUUCACUUUGCAAUUUGGAACUACAAUUUCUAGCUUAUCUGUUAGAAAAAAACUUAACGUGCAUAGGAAAACUAAUAGUGCAUAUGUUGUUUCUAAACUGAGCCAGAAAUUGUAGUUUCAAAUUGCAACAUGUGGUCACAUAAGGCAAGGUGAAAUGGAUUACAUUUUGCAAAUAGGAAUUAUAAUUUGUAGGGAAACUUAUGUUACAUACGUUGUUCCUAAACUUGGCCAGAAAUUGUAGUCCUUAAUUGCAAAAUGUAGUUUGAAUGCCUCUACACUAAUUCCGGUUAAAUCUGUCCAAUUAUGAGAACUUGCAUUUAAUGCUUGGUCUAUUUUCAGCAGACAUAUCGUCCUUAGCAAUUUCUCUGUUGGCAGAGAAGAAGCCACAAAUAGUAUUUUCUUUGAUUUCUCUACAGGCGCUAUUAUUGGUGAUGUCAUGCACCGAAGGGGUUUUUUGUUAUAUUGAAUUUGAUCCAAACAAUGAGAAUGACAUGAUCCUCUUUCAAUGCUACCAACAAGAAUGAAUUGAUAUGUAACGACGUAACACUAGUAGCGUCUAUAAGGGAGUCAUCAUGAUGAUCAGUUUUAGGUCCCAUGAAAAAGGGAGGAAAUUAAUUUGUCAGAUUAACAAAAACAGUAAUAUUUUAAUAAAAUAAAUAACUAACGGAAAAUUUUCAAUACAAAGUUAUAAAAUAAUACAAAUAGCUAAGAUUUAUGCUGCUGAUAGCAGUUGGAACUAUUGCUGUUAAAUUACAAAAAGCUUUGACUCCAUUAAUUUUAAGUGCCUUAUAUUAUUCAGAAGUGUGGAUCCCUCUUGCAAAUGCAAGAUACCCGCUGAAUGUUUGCAUACUUUAGUUUUCUUAAAAUUUCUGAAGUUGCUCAGUUUGCUGGAGCUUUUCCAAGUGCACUUACAGGUCUUCCCAGCAGACUUACAUUGACUGAAAUAAAUUCCUUUGAUCUUUUAGUAUUAGCUUAGAUUAUGUAUUAGCAUAAGUUUUUUUGUUACAGAUAAACAAUUUAUGUUUAUUGGUUCAUAAGGGGAAAAACAGGAAGUGAUGGUCAACUAAGAAUCCAGAUCCACUAAAACUUAAUUAAAUUAACAAUACCAGAAACUGGGUUACAACUAGGUAUAGCAAUCUAGCAAAACUGAUGAACUGAGCAGUUUCCAGGUAUUUUCUGAUAUGCAGAUUGGCAUCAUCAUUUUGGUCUAUUUAGCUGUAUCAUGAGCUGUUUUCCUUGAUAUUGGAAAAUCAAGUGUUAUUCAGUAACACCAUCAACUGAUGCGGGAAAUGGCCAUCAAAUCUUGGUUGGUCACCACUACUGUCUUUCUCAAUGAUAUUAGGCAAUCGCAGUGUAGGUCAUAGUGAAUUUUUGCAAAUUUUUGGAAUGGAUGUAUGGUUCAAAGGAAAUCCCAACUUGAAUACCACCAUGUUGUGUUUUUAAUCUUAUGAAAUGGCAUACUAUGAUGUUCAAAUCACACACCAUAAAAGAAAACCAUCGAGAGUUGUUACUCCCCCUCACUCCUGCUUUCAACAAGAAAA
This is a messenger RNA of Bemisia tabaci, 9372 nucleotides long. RefSeq lists its product as uncharacterized. Gene Ontology annotation, molecular function: protein binding. Gene Ontology annotation, cellular component: nucleus. Lineage: Eukaryota; Metazoa; Arthropoda; Insecta; Hemiptera; Aleyrodidae. The record is from RefSeq and is a predicted model, not a curated record.